Messenger RNA from Diceros bicornis minor, 1159 nucleotides. It is a transcript of the gene DIMT1, whose product is annotated as DIM1 rRNA methyltransferase and ribosome maturation factor. The transcript has 12 exons. The coding region runs from base 119 to 1060 and encodes 313 amino acids. Gene Ontology annotation, biological process: rRNA methylation. The record is from RefSeq and is a predicted model, not a curated record. Gene Ontology annotation, molecular function: rRNA (adenine-N6,N6-)-dimethyltransferase activity. NCBI's taxonomy places the organism in Eukaryota, Metazoa, Chordata, Mammalia, Perissodactyla, Rhinocerotidae. Gene Ontology annotation, cellular component: mitochondrial matrix.
GGCCCGCAGUGGUGCCGGUGGUGCCGAGCGCCGACGUCCACGUGUGCGGUGUCGCGGGGUAGCGGCCGGCUUUGGCCCUCCCUGAUUUCCCUGGCCUGUGGGUCCGCUGCCUGCGAAGAUGCCGAAGAUCAAGUCAGGGGCGAGCGGCCGCCGCCGCCAGCGGCAAGAACAGCGCCGGGAGCUGAAGAGCGUCGGAGGACUCAUGUUCAACACGGGGAUUGGGCAGCACAUUUUGAAAAAUCCUCUCAUUGUUAACAGCAUUAUCGAUAAGGCUGCCUUACGACCCACUGAUGUGGUGCUGGAAGUGGGACCUGGAACUGGCAAUAUGACUGUAAAGUUGCUAGAAAAGGCAAAAAAGGUAAUUGCCUGUGAACUUGACCCAAGGCUAGUAGCUGAACUUCACAAAAGAGUUCAGGGCACGCCUCUGGCCAGCAAACUUCAAGUAAUGGUGGGUGAUGUGUUGAAAACAGAUUUGCCAUUUUUUGAUGCUUGUGUGGCAAAUUUGCCUUAUCAGAUCUCUUCUCCUUUUGUCUUCAAGCUGUUGCUGCACCGACCUUUUUUCAGAUGUGCUGUGCUUAUGUUUCAAAGAGAAUUUGCUCUGCGACUGGUUGCAAAACCUGGAGAUAAGUUAUAUUGCAGACUAUCAAUUAAUACACAGCUGUUAGCACGUGUGGACCAUCUAAUGAAAGUCGGAAAGAAUAACUUCAGGCCACCACCUAAGGUGGAAUCCAGUGUCGUAAGGAUAGAACCUAAGAAUCCACCACCACCUAUCAAUUUUCAGGAAUGGGAUGGCUUAGUACGGAUCACCUUUGUUAGGAAAAACAAGACCCUGUCUGCUGCGUUUAAGUCAAGUGCAGUGCAACAGCUAUUGGAAAAAAAUUACAGAAUUCACUGUUCAGUCCAUAAUACUAUAAUACCAGAAGAUUUCAGCAUAGCAGAUAAAAUACAGCAAAUCCUAACCAGCACAGGUUUUAGUGACAAGCGUGCCCGUUCCAUGGACAUAGAUGACUUCAUCAGAUUGCUACAUGGAUUCAAUGCAGAAGGUAUCCAUUUUUCUUAGGUAUCUGGAAGACAGAAUGUUUCAAAUUCAAGAAAAGAAACUGGGAUUGUAUACUUUUAAUAAUUUGAGAAGAUGAACUAUGCUUUUGCUCUACUGGGA